Messenger RNA from Colletotrichum spaethianum, 813 nucleotides. RefSeq names its product NADPH-dependent FMN reductase ArsH. Lineage: Eukaryota; Fungi; Ascomycota; Sordariomycetes; Glomerellales; Glomerellaceae. Gene Ontology annotation, molecular function: oxidoreductase activity. Bases 1 to 813 code for a protein of 270 amino acids. The transcript is spliced from 2 exons. The record is from RefSeq and is a predicted model, not a curated record.
AUGAACAGCCACGGGGACAUCAAUAACGCCCACGCCGCCCGGCCUACUGUGGAGAUCGAUCCAGACGAGGCAUACCUGAACCGCACCCACGCCAUCGCUGCAGAGGACGACGACGCAGAAACCCGCACCCGCUACCGCCCUUUCAUACUCCCCUCCACAAUCACGGACGACUGGGUCUCCGACCUAGAACUCUCCACAGCCCUCGCCCUCGUCGACCGCGAGGUCCUCUCCUGCGACCUACCGCGUCUCCGCAUCCUCGUGCUCUACGGCAGCCUCCGCGCUCGCUCUUACAGCAAACUCCUCGCCCUCGAGGGCGCCAGAAUCCUCCAUCGCCUGGGCUGUGACGUGCGUGUCUUCGACCCGGCCGGUCUGCCCCUCAAAGACGACGUCAGCCACGAGCACCCCAAGGUCCAGGAGCUCCGCGCGCUGAGCCGGUGGAGCGAUGGGCAGUUCUGGGUCAGCGCGGAGCAGCACGGCGCCGUGACGGGUCUGUUCAAGACGCAGAUCGACUGGAUCCCGUUGUCGCAGGGCUCUGUACGGCCGACUCAGGGGAGGACCCUAUGUGUGGCGCAGGUGUCGGGUGGGUCGCAGAGUUUCAAUACGGUGAAUACGCUGCGGUUGUUGGGCCGGUGGAUGAGAAUGUUCGUGGUGCCGAAUCAGAGCUCGGUGCCGAUGGCAUAUACGCAGGAUAGGCUGGUUGAUUGUAUGGAGGAGCUGGUCAAGUACACGGUGGUGAUGCGGCCACACUUUGAUUUGUUUGGCGAUAGAUUCAGCGAACGAAAGGAGAAGAGGGAAGAGGCUGCCAAGUCUUAA